AGCAGGAUGCUCUCGUCUCCGCCAGUCCGCCGGAACCCAUCCAUCGCCGCGUCGCCGUCGGAGCUUCCGAGGCAAACCCAGACAGACACACCAAACCUUGCCAAACCCCAACGCCAUAUCUCUCUAGCUCUCUGGCUCCCUGCCUCCUCUCCAUCCCCGCCCUCUCCUCCCUCCGAUCCCACAUGGCCAUCGCCACCGCCGCCGCCGCAGCGCUCGCCUCCCCGGCGGCCCUCUCGGCGUCUCCGGCCGCCCCCGCGCGCCGGGGCCUCGUCAGCUUCGCCCCCGCGCUCUGGUCCCGCGGCCCCAGCUCCCGCACCGUCGCCCUCUCCGGUGUAAGAACUCAUGUUGCGGCUGUUGAGCAAACAGUUGUACAAGAUGCCACAAAGUUGGAAGCUCCCGUCAUUGUUGUUACUGGUGCGCUUCCAGAGGAAUUGGAAAAGCCACUGCGUUGGCUCUUGGAAAAGCAGGCUGCAAGGUCUUGGUGAAUUAUGCCUGAUCUUCAAAGGAGGCUGAAGAAGUCUCCAAGGAGAUUGAAGCAUCUGGAGGCCAGGCCAUUACCUUUGGAGGAUAUGUUUCCAAAGAAGUGGGAAUAAUAUGGAGGUGGGAAUUUAAGAAAUUUGUGGCUGUAUUUUUUUUAGCGAUUGCUUUCAGUCAUCUUAUUUGCUUUACUAGGACCGCCUAUAAUGUUCAGCUUACGGCGAUCACUUGAACGACAUUAAUAGAAUUUUGCAUGUUAUUUUACUACCUAAAAUAGUUGUGUACGUGUAGCCGUGCUCUUUCGAAGACACAAAAAGAACUAUGUUUCUCUUUGCAAAA
This is a messenger RNA of Phragmites australis (common reed), 816 nucleotides long. RefSeq lists its product as uncharacterized. NCBI's taxonomy places the organism in Eukaryota, Viridiplantae, Streptophyta, Magnoliopsida, Poales, Poaceae. The transcript has 4 exons. The record is from RefSeq and is a predicted model, not a curated record. The coding region runs from base 183 to 485 and encodes 100 amino acids.